GUGAGAGCAAAGAAGCACAUAGAAAACACAAAAGCAUCCUGCACGAUACCAACUAAGCUUUACCCUCACAAUCCUAUACCCAAUCCCUUCACACCACACGGAUCGCUUACGUGGCAUUUAAUUUUCCAAAAUCCCGCCUAAACCCCUCAAUUUCAUUUCGUGUGCAAUUGAAUUUUAAUUUCCCUCACGCUUAAUAUCUCCGCUCUUCGCCCCUUCAAGCAUCCCCUUACAAUUCGCACUAUCCUCUUUAUAUUUUAUUAUUAUUUUCUCCCUUGCCUUCCAACCCUAACCCUAACCCACCAACCCUGAUUCGCCAUGAAAGGAGGUAAAUCGAAGUCAGAUACCAAAGCCUCCAGGCUUUCCGUGAACAAGAAACCCGCCAAGCCAACUAAGAAAUCUGGCAAGGCAGCUAAGGACCCAAACAAACCUAAGAGGCCGGCCAGCGCUUUCUUCGUUUUUAUGGAGGAGUUUAGAGAGCAGUAUAAAAAGGAACACCCUAAAAACAAAUCUGUUGCUGCUGUCGGCAAAGCUGGCGGAGACAAAUGGAAGUCAUUGUCUGAAGCUGAAAAAGCUCCUUAUGUGGCCAAGGCUGAGAAGAGGAAGGUCGAGUAUGAGAAGAAAUUGAAAGCCUAUAACAAGGGACAGGCUGAAGGACCCAAGGAAGAAGAGGAGUCUGAGAAGUCGAUGUCGGAGGUGAAUGAUGAAGACGAAGAUGAUGAGGAGGGCAGUGGAGAGGAAGAAGAUGAUGAUUAGGAGCUGGCAGGAAGUAUAUCAUAGUCAUGUAGGCGGUGACUUGGAACAACUCAUGUUAAUGGGAAUAUUUGCUUGUUAAUUUUUGUUGCUUUUGUCUUCUAAGAGGAGGAUGUCCCUGCCUCAUCUUAUUGUCUCCUCUUUUUGGGAAAAAAAAAAGGUUUAAUAGCUGUAGAAGGGAGAUUGCAUCUGCUUACUGUGCACCAAAAUUAAUGAUUUAGCUAAGUUGUUAUCUUUUGUAGAGAA
This is a messenger RNA of Manihot esculenta (cassava), 996 nucleotides long. Its product is annotated as high mobility group B protein 2. The transcript is spliced from 8 exons. Bases 316 to 753 code for a protein of 145 amino acids. Lineage: Eukaryota; Viridiplantae; Streptophyta; Magnoliopsida; Malpighiales; Euphorbiaceae. The record is from RefSeq and is a predicted model, not a curated record.